AUGCCAGCUCCCUUAGUCAAGGUCCUGCACAGGAUGCAAGAACUCUUCACCAACAUUGUUGCAGCCCUGGAGGCAAUGCUUCUGUUCCCAUCUCUCUUCCGCGACUCCUCCCGCAAGCGGCGGAAAGCUUUUCAGAGAGCUUGUUGGGGACGCCGGACGCUAGAUGAUUUUGCGAAUGAGAUCGAUCGUCUGCUCUCGGCACCUUUGUCUGUGCAAAACAUGAUCACAAUGUCAGACAAGAUUCGCGCGCAGUUUAAGUCCUGUCUUCAAGCCAGCCCAGUAUGCAUGCUGCCUUCCUAUAACCAUGCUCUACCUUCAGGAGCAGAGAAGGGAACGUACCUGGCGCUGGAUGUGGGAGGCUCCACACUUCGUGUAGCCUUGGUGGAAUUACGUGGUCACGGGGUCAUGCGCAUCCUCCAUGUGUCUUCUUCGUCAAUUGAUAAUGAAGUCAAGUUGCUGGAAGGGACGCUGUUCUUCGACUGGAUGGCAACAAAGAUCGACGCCAUGUUACAAGAAGUACGCUCAAAUCAUGGCCGGGGGGAUACCCCACUUUCCAUGGGCUUGUCCUGGUCGUUUCCGAUUGAACAAACAUCCAUCAGCAGCGGUUUGGUAAUACAUAUGGGCAAGGGGUUUCAUUGCUCUAAUGGCACCGUUGGGCAGGAGCUCGGCAAUUUAAUUUUCCAAUCCUGCAGAGCGCGUGGCCUGAACAUUGAAGUGGAUGCUAUCGUGAAUGACAGCUCCGCAACCCUGCUGUCUCACGCAUAUGUGGAUCCGGCGACUCGCAUGUCCCUCAUUUUGGGGACCGGAACGAAUGUGGCGAUUCAUUUUCCUGUGCACCAGAUCGGAUUGACCAAGUUCGGCACCAGACCUCCGGGUUGGUUUGAUUACGCGAAACACGUUAUCAUCAACAGCGAGAUGAGUAUGUUUGGUGGCGGAAUAUUACCUAUGUCCCGGUGGGACGAGGUCCUGAACAGCACCCAUCUUCGACCUGACUAUCAGCCUCUGGAGUAUAUGAUCACUGGCCGCUACCUCGGCGAAAUCAUUCGGCUUAUUAUCGUCGAAGCAGUGGAGACAGCGCAGCUGUUUGGCGGCAAUCUUCCUCACUCGAUGCGCGACGCUUACUCGUUUGACACUAGUAUCAUUGCUUGCAUAGAAGCUGAUACAUCAACUAGCUUAGCCUCAUCGACAAACAUCUUGCAGAAGGAACAUACGUUUACCACACCUCCGUCGGUGGAGGACAUGAGAUUUCUCCAGCGUGUCUGCCAGAUUGUCUCGAACCGAGCCGCAGGAUAUCUAGCGACAGCAAUCCAUAGCAUAUGGUGCUUGCGUAAUGAGGCAGAGUACCCGGAACUCAGCACUCCCGCCACUGCAACCCUCAAAGAGACGCAGGAGGUGACUGUGGUUGAGAGUGAAGGUAGCCCACUAAGUUUGUCGAUCGCCUGCGAUGGUAGUGUCAUCAACAAGUAUCCUGGAUUCAGAGAUCGUUGUCAACUCUAUCUGAACGAGCUUGUCAAGGAGACGCGCACUUUGCAAUUGCCUUCCAUUUCGUCGGCAGAACCUUACAUCCGCCUUGAUCCUGCCCCAGAUAGUGCCAUUGCUGGAGCUGCAGUCGCUGUAGCCGUGGCUGUCGCGGAGAGAAAACCAGAGUAG
This is a messenger RNA of Aspergillus aculeatus ATCC 16872, 1650 nucleotides long. Its product is annotated as putative hexokinase. Lineage: Eukaryota; Fungi; Ascomycota; Eurotiomycetes; Eurotiales; Aspergillaceae. Gene Ontology annotation, molecular function: glucokinase activity; mannokinase activity; fructokinase activity. The coding region runs from base 1 to 1650 and encodes 549 amino acids. The record is from RefSeq and is a predicted model, not a curated record. Gene Ontology annotation, biological process: intracellular glucose homeostasis; glucose 6-phosphate metabolic process; glycolytic process. Gene Ontology annotation, cellular component: mitochondrion; cytosol. The transcript has a single exon.